Molecule: messenger RNA, 2951 nt
Organism: Ziziphus jujuba (common jujube)
Lineage: Eukaryota; Viridiplantae; Streptophyta; Magnoliopsida; Rosales; Rhamnaceae
Product: pentatricopeptide repeat-containing protein At1g08070, chloroplastic-like
Exons: 3
Coding region: 208-2040 (610 amino acids)
Biological process (GO): RNA modification
Molecular function (GO): protein binding; RNA binding
Source: RefSeq, a predicted model, not a curated record
AUUUUGUUUAUUUUUUGAAAUAAAAAGGGGAAUAACUCCAUCGAAAGUCAGCUACUUGUCAGUAACACAGGCCAUCAGUCCAGAAGCCUAUGCAAGUGUUUCUUUCCAUCCUGAUUUUCUCAGCAGCCAAACAGCGUUAUUAAACCAUCAGCAAAAUAUAAAGUUUUCAACUUCUUCUGCAACUAAAAUGUGCCUGUUGAUUAUCAAAUGAAACUGCAGGUCUCAAGGUCGCUCUUGUACCUCAUAGAAACUUGCAGAAGCCUCAAGCAACUAAACCAAAUCCAUGCCAAAUCCAUAAUCGCAGGUCUCCCAUAUAACCGAUUCAUACUCGAGAAAAUCACCGAUUCCUUCUUGUCCUUUCAAUCUCUGUAUUACGCUAAAUGCGUAUUGGACCAAAUCCAAGAACCCAGCAUUGUCAGCUACAAUGCCAUGAUCAAAGCCUAUGUUCAGUCGGAGACUCCGUCUGCUGUACUAUCAUUGUAUAACACAAUGAGGGUACGUGAAAAUCUGCUUGGCGAUAAGUUCACAUACCCUUUUGUGUUGAAAGCCUGUGCUGGUGAAUUUGCUGUGGAAAAAGGCAGGGAGGUUCAUGGUGUGGUUGUUAGGAUUGGUUAUGAUUCGAACCGGUUCUUGUGUAGCUCUUUGCUUAGUUUCUAUGGCGCUUGUGGAGAUUUGGCAAGUGCACGCCAGGUGUUCGAUGAAUUUGAUGUGAAGGAUGUUGUGUUUUGGAAUGCUAUGAUAAUGGUUUAUGCGAGAAACGAGAUGGUUGCGGAAGGUUGUCAGAUUUUUAGGCAGAUGGUUGGAGUGGAUGAAGUUAGACCUAAUGAAGCGACAGUUUUGGUUUUGAUAUCGACAUGUUUGGCAUCUAAAAAUAUGAAAUUAGGGAGGGAAAUUCAUGGUUAUGUGAUGAAAGACGUCAACUUUCCUGUUAAUGUGAAAAUUGGAGCUGCUCUGGUUGAUUUGUAUGCAAAAUGUGGCUAUUUGGAUGAUGCAAGGAAAGUGUUCAAGGAAAUGCCAGCAAAGAACUCUGUGGUGUGGAAUUCAUUAAUAUGUGGGAAUUCUCAAAAUGGGCUUUUACACGAAGCAAUUGAUCUGUUCAGGGAAAUGCGUCUUUCCAAUGUAAAGCCUGAUAGGUUCACAAUUUCAUGCUUGUUGUCUACUUGUGCCCAAAUGGGUGCUGUUAAUCUGGGAAAUUGGGUUCGGAAAUUUGCUGAAAACAAUGGACUUUGGGAUGUGUUUAUUGAAACCUCUUUGGUAGAUAUGUAUGCUAAAUGCGGGUAUAUUGGAACAGCAAGAGAAUUGUUUGAUCAAAUGGAUCAGAAAACUGUUGUGACUUGGAAUACUAUUCUCUCUGGCUAUGCAGUGAAUGGGCAAGCUGAAUCAGCAGUUGAACUCUUUGAUCAUAUGAGAAAAUUGGGGGUCAGGCCAGAUUCUGUAACCUUCCUUUCAAUUUUACAUGCUUGUGCUCAUGCAGGCUUUGUUGAGGAAGGUAGGAAGUACUUUGAUUUAAUGAGGAAACAUUAUAAGCUCACUCCAAAGGUCGAACAUUAUGGUUGCAUGGUUGAUGUUCUUGGCCGUGCUGGACUUCUAAAAGAAGCUAGGGAACUUAUAGAGAGGAUGGAUGUUGAACCAACUGUGAUUAUGUGGGGAGCAUUGCUGAAUGCUUGUAGUAUUCACGGUGAUUCUGAGGUAGCAGAGUGGGCAGCUCAGCAUACUUCUAAAUUAGAAGCAUUGGAUGGUGGAUCCUAUGUGCUUUUAUCAAAUUUAUAUGCUGCUGGUCAAAAGUUUGAUGGGGUUAAAGAAGUUAGAGAGGCAAUGAUUAAAAAGGGUAUGUACAAGCCCCCUGGCUGUAGCAUGAUUGAGAUUGGUGACACUGUUCAUGAGUUUGUAGUUGCUGACAAGGUACAUCCUAGAUCAGAAGAGAUAUGCCGGGUGUUGGAAGACUUAAGUUGGAAGCUCAAGAUGGCAGGCUGCAUGGCCUUGCCUGUUUUAGAUGAAGAGCAUUUGGAAAUUAGCUGUGGGAUAAUCAUUUCUUGUUAGAGCCCUCUUAAAUUCAGAAAAAAUAAAAAUGGGUGAACCUGCUUCCUAACUUGUCAUAAAAACAAAUUGUAUCAAGGGCAACGGGACUUAACUUUUGUGGCAUAUGUUCAAAGCUUAAUGCAGACUGGAAAACAUGCAAAGAUUUGAGGCAGUUUAUUUUUUCCACCGAUGCAAGCUGAAGUUUUACAGUUUGAAAAGAUGAAGAUAAAGAAUAUUUGCAGGACAAGAUCACUCUAUGACCAUCUGCUUUUUUGCAGUCUUACAGAAGACAUGCACACUAAUACAGUCUGAAGUCAAGGUACAUUUUAAAGUAUCUGCCUUAGUUUUGUCUUGGGUCUCAUUUGUAUGUUGUCUUUUUGACUUGUUGGUUUCUUCCUGUACUUUUACUAUUUAUUCAACUAUCCACAGAUGCUUUACAAUAAUUUGUGCUUAAAAUAUCAUUUUAAAAUUAAAAAUCUACUUCUAAUGUAGCAGACUUGCACUCGGGCAUUAACUUUCUUUACCAUUUAUGAGUAUAGUGGCGCUGAUUCCUUCUCAUGGUCAAUUGUAGGAGUAAGAGUAGGUAGGUUGAGAAAGUUUAUGUUGUUUAACUUCUACUAAUCAGUGCAUUUUUUAAUUGUGCACCAAUUGCAGUCUAUAGCUUUGAGCAGAUUCAGUCUUGCAUUCCAGAAAAUCUUGAUUUGUUAUGCAGAAUUUUUGUAAGAGUUGAGUGGCUUUGAUUUUAUCUCAAGAGUUCAGAGCAGAUAAUCACGAACGAAAACUCAGAAAGAUAAUUAUUAUUUUUAUUUUUUAUUUUAUUUUAUUUUUUUUUAAUGUUAUGCUGGCUUGAAGUACAUUAUUGUGCUUACUUUGAACAGUUUAAGCUAUAGUUCAUAAAGCUGGUAAAAAAGCUUUUUAACUUUUUAGCUGUA